Molecule: messenger RNA, 4910 nt
Organism: Acanthopagrus latus (yellowfin seabream)
Lineage: Eukaryota; Metazoa; Chordata; Actinopteri; Spariformes; Sparidae
Product: cysteine/serine-rich nuclear protein 3-like
Exons: 5
Coding region: 353-2212 (619 amino acids)
Biological process (GO): regulation of transcription by RNA polymerase II
Cellular component (GO): nucleus
Molecular function (GO): sequence-specific DNA binding; DNA-binding transcription factor activity, RNA polymerase II-specific
Source: RefSeq, a predicted model, not a curated record
AGACAGUGAGGGAGAGUUGACAGUGUGAGCACAGGAUGAGGGUGCAGAGGGAGAGCGCAUGAGAUAGUGACAGAGGCAGAGGUGCUCAGUGCUGCACAAUAGUGCCAGAGGCUGCUGGAGAGGGAGCGGGCGAGCGAGAGAGGGAGAGAGAGAGAGAGAGAGAGAGAGAGAGAGAGAGAGAGAGAGAGAGAAAGCAGGCAUCAUGGCAGCUCUCACUGCAUCAUCACGACACAUGGGGAUGUUUGGCCGCUGCUGGUGAGCACUGUGUGAUGCAGAGGAGAGAGCCGAGGACUUCCUGGAAACCAAAAGGCGAGCCGAGGAAACAGGUACGACCAGUGGGAGGAGCCACACGAUGAGCGGGAUCCUGAAGAGGAAGCUUGAGGAGGGCCCGUCCCCUUACCUGUCCCUGCAGGGCUCCGAUGAUGAUGAGGUUUCCUGCAGCGACAGCGGCAACAGCAGUGAUAGUCUCAACCAUCCGGUCCCCUCAGGACUGCUGGACUCCACUCUCCAGCAGAAGUCAAAGCGACUGCGGGGCCGUAAUGUGCACUUCGAGAGCGUGACGGUCUACUACUUCAACCGGCGGCAGGGCUUCACCAGCGUGCCCACACAAGGUGGCAGCACCCUGGGGAUGUCACCUCGUCACAGCGGGGUGAAGCGCUUCACCCUCAGGGAGUUCGCCAUGGAGCAGAAACAGAGCCACUGGAACAUGCUGAGGAAUCACCUGAAAGAAGAGAAACUGAACGCCAUCAAACUCAAACUGACUAAAAAUGGCACCGUGUCAUCCAUGGAGGCGGAUACCCUGACGCUUGACGACAUCUCUGAAGACGACCUGGAUGUGGACAACACAGAGGUGGAUGAUUAUUUCUUCCUCCAGCCUCUGACUACCAGACGGCGUCGAGCCCUUCUCCGUUCCUCGGGGGUGCGACGCAUCGACGUGGAGGAGAAGCACGAGCUGCGCGCCCUUCGCAUGUCCCGAGAGGAGUGUGGGUGCCGCUGCAGGGGGAUAUGCGACCCGGAGACCUGUGCUUGCAGCCUGGCCGGCAUUAAGUGCCAGGUAAAUGGAACUGUGGUUGACCGCAUGUCCUUCCCAUGUGGCUGCACCAAAGAGGGCUGCAGCAACACGACAGGCCGCCUGGAGUUCAACCCGGUCCGGGUGCGCACCCACUUCCUGCACACGAUCAUGAAGCUGGAGCUGGAAAGGAGCCGCGAGGAGCAGCAGCAGCAUCAUCAUCAUCAGCAGCAGCCGGAGCAGCAGCAGCAGCUUGUAACCAAUGGCAACGGUUACCAUGGUGACUCCUCCCUGGUCCAGCAGCAGCAGCAGCCGAACCUGCAGUUUCCACUGAUGAGUGGCGCGCCGCACAUUCCCAUAAUGCACCUCCAGAACACAGGCGACACAGAUUCGCAUCUAGAUGAAGAGGAGGAAGAGGAAGAAGAAGAAGAAGAAGAGGAAGAAGAGGAAGAGGAGGAGGAGGAGGAAGACGACGAAGAAGAUGAUGAUGAGGCUUAUGAGGAAGACGAGGACGGCAGCAGUGUUUGCAGCGGGCUGUCGGACUGCAGCACGCACAGCCUGGAGACAAUCGACCCCGAGGACGGAGAAGAGGACGAGGAGGACGAGGAGGAUGAGGAGGACGAUGAGGAUGAAGAGGAGGAGGGAGAGGAGGAGUGGGAUUGCUCGAUGCACGGAACGGGUCCUCCGCCCUAUCCAGUUCCACUGCCCUCAGUGCUGAGUUACUCUAACAACACACUCAUGGGCCUCAGUAACCCCUUUCACAGCACUCCCUCCAUGCAGCAUUAUCAAAUGGACAGCUCUGUGAAUGACACUCCUGCUUUCCUCAGUGAAAAUGUCAGCGGCACCCCCACACUCCCCACAGUAGAGACCGCGUUAGAGUCCAAAAUGAACACAGAGCCCCUCCACCAGACAACGCAGCAGAGCACUCCCUGCCAUUUCCCCGACCCCACAGAGUCCCUGACUCUCCAAACUUGCUCACAUGUAGAAACCCGUGAGAGCAGUGCUGCCCCUGCUGGCGCAGCCAAGGAACAGCAGCUCUCCACAGACCUCCAGAACAAUCCAGACCAUGACUCACAGACUGAGGCUUCAGCGGGGUCUCUGGAGCAGACGCAGGAGGAAAUAAAGGAGCCGAUGCCGGAGAAACCGGGACAGCAAAUGCAGGCUGAACAAUCAACAGACACAUCAUGCUCAGACAGUACCUGAUGAUUCAGAGUUCAGAGAGGAAUCAGUUGAUAAUUGGAAAUCUUUAUUCAAGAAUUGCGACCUUCAGCGACGAGUUUGAUUUAUUCUUGAUAAGUGCACUUCCAAAGAGAGAACGAGUCACACAGAUUUUAACAGAGGGCUCAAAGAGGUGAUCUAAUUUUAGCUCUGAACCUUUCCAAGAUCGUUGGCUUAGGCAAUAGACUAAAAAAUAAAGAUAAAGCUCAAUAAACAGUGUUUCUGAACGUUACUUGUAUAAUUUAUGCCCUGUUAUAAAGUCUUUGAUCAUUACAGCAUGUUUAGUGGUCAUGACAGGCAUCUGUGACAAAUUAAGGUUUUGAGGUGCUCGUAUUGUUUCACUUUCUUCCAUUGUGCUGGUGUCUCAUCGUUGCUGCCAAUCGUUCUAAAAUGCCUGUCUGUAUAGCAUGUGUUUGGUUUACGUAAAGUGUUUCAAGGCUCAACACAAACUGUAAAAUGAUAAAAACAUAUACAUCUGUUACAAUUCAUACCUAAAGGCCUCCCGCCCCCGCUUUUGUGCUCAGAUUUUAGCCUUGCUCACAGCAUGGCAAGGCCUUCAUUCUAGACUUGAAUAUUUGAACAUAUAUUGAAGGAUAUGUCAUGAAGUUUUGUACAGACAUUAUUGUUCCCAACAGGAUGAAUUUUAAAAACUUUGGACAUCUGUUGAAGCAGCUAUAAUCAAUUUUUUCUAUAAACAAUGGAUAACAUGAUUACAUGUGAGUGAAAAACAAUUUGCACCCGACUUUGCAGUGUGUUUCAGCCUCUUUUAGCUCAUUGUUUUGGUUGUCUGGCCUGUAACUUUACUACUUUGAUUCACUUAUGCUGCUCUGUUUAUGGCCAUAACAUGAAACUGUUUUCAGCUUAAAAAGCUCUGAUAAAUCUACUGUACCCCACCUGUCCUUUACCAAAUGGCAGACAAAGUUAGCAACUAGCUGGUCAGCAUUUAGUAGCUAAAGAGGCAGAUACUGUAUUUCUCUCAGGAGCUGGUGGAGAACAAACACAGAGCUAAAAACAGGAUUAAAUAUUAUAUUCUCAUUCAUCAGAUGGACACACAUGGCAGCCAAAGUUAGCAACUAGCUGGUGAACAUAGUGGAGUGUUUAGCAGCUAAAGAGGAGGCAGAUACGUUCCUCAAGAGCUGGUGGAGAACAAACACAGAGCUAAAAACAGGAGACAGAAAUUGGACUUAUAUUCAUGAGGUGUACACAAACAUGACUCCAUAUUAAUGCUAAUGUUGCUCUUCAGCCAUAUUAACUUAAAACGUGAAUAUAUGUCAGUAUCAUGUUUACAGCUUCUGUCUGGUUUCUCAAAUAAGCUAAAAAAGCUAACAAGUAAGCAAAUGUAACUUUUCAUCAUAAGGGCAAAGUUUGACUUUGACCAAAUACAAUCAAUCAUAGCUGUACUUUGAGUUAAAUACUAGCUAGUUACCUUCGUAUUUUGCUUUAGUAGACAGCUUUAUUCAUUUAAAAGAAACCCACUGUACUCUUCCUGUUGUUCUUUGACAAAUGGUAAACAAAAUUAACAACUAGCUGGUGAAUAUAGUUGAGCAUUUAGCGGCUAAAGAGGGAGGCAUUUCCUUCAGGUGGUGGUGGAAAACGAAAACAGGAGAGAACAUUGGACUUACAUUUAUGGGCCGAACACAAACACGACUCCAAAUGGUAUGCUAAUGUUGCUCUUCGUCUGCUAGAUGUGCUGUGUCUUCUCACGAGUUAGCAAUAUCAGCGUAAAACCUUACAUGUCGAUAAAGCAUUCAUCGCUUCUGUCUGACGCCUCCAUGUAGCCAAAAAGUUAGCAAGUUUAGCCUCCUUAACUGUUAUUUGUGUUGGCAAGUGAGCAAAUGCUAGCUAACAUAACACAACACAUUAACAUGAGCAAGCUAUUUCUGUCAGUGUUAACAUGUUAGCAUGCUGAAGUUAGCCAACGUGUACAGCCUGCUAACAUAGAGCACAAGCACAUUUUUCAAGUUAUAUUGCGUGAACAUGUAAAAAUGCUGACGAUGAGGUAUUUUGCUAUAAAUUUAAGGCACCUGAUGCAAAAUUAUGACCUUUAAAGCCAUCAUUUUGACACAGCACCUAUAUAUUUUGCCUCAAAUGUGUCCCUCCUAUUUGCUGUCCUUCUUUUCUCCACUCAGUAACGUCACUAUCGAUGUCUCCUCGGUGUUAAUCGGACCUUAACACACACGUGUGCCAAAACAUUUAGCAAGAUUAGAGAAACAUCCGGUCUAUGCAUGUUGUUUAUCAUUUUACAGUCAUGUGAACAAAUGUGAUUAAAUUAUUAACUUAUUGUCUCUCAAAACUGCCAAAACUGGGGGCCAAAUAUCUUUCAUGUUCUUUUUAAAAAUCAAUUGUACAUUUCCAUGAGUGUGUGAAUAAAAAAAAAAACCUUUUUGAACAUCCAUCUCAGCUUAAAGGUGGUCGUCUGUUUUUCUACCAGCAGAUGGCGUCUGUUGCUCAACAAACUGACUUCAUCCCUCCCCUCUGCUUACAUCCCCUCCAACAUCAAGGGGUUAAAUCAUCUUUUCUGACGUCAGUGUAUCUGUUGAUUACAUGCUUUCUGCCUCGGGACAAUCUGUGACAUUGGUGUUUGCUCAGUACAUCUCCCCCAUGUCACCAAAAAAAAACCCCAAACAUUUCUUAAAUCUCAGUGAGAGAAAAAAAAAAGUCAGGCUUCCUGGAAAAUGUUGAC